CUUCAAUGUGGCGUUUCGUCAGCGUUUCGUAAACAAAAACAAUAAUGGCCGCUAUGGAAAUUUACAUAAAAAAGAUAAGAUUUCUUGGCAUGAGCAGCGUGUCAUGAUGGAAGAGAAAGGCGUGAAAAAGGAAACUGGAUCGUCGACCUUAUUCCGGCUCUAUACCGCCAAAAUCCACACCCAUAUCAAACCCGGUAAAACCGCAAAUCUUGCAUCGGCUUGCUGAUAACGUACACGCACGUCCCAUGAACGAGUUCUGCGAACAAGUUAUUUAUCGGGUGAAUGGCUACCCUUAAAAGUGAAAAUCUUUUCAAAAGAGAUUGUGAUCCAGAUUUCAUUCAUAAAAUCGUUUCAUGGAGCCAAGCUGAUGUGGAUAAAUAUCUGAUCAAGAAUGGAAUACUUGGGUGUGGACCUGCACUGGCAACAAAUUCUAUUGAUGGAGUGGCCUUUCUAAGUUUAAAUUACCAGUCACUUACCAGCUGGACAAUACCAAUAAUUAAACGUUCCAAGAUAGUGGCAUUGUUAAAUGACCUGGGAUCUGAGAGUUAUCGAAAAGAUGUUAUAGUAAAGGCACACAUUUCAAUGCGGUUACAAGAAGCCAUUUCAAAUAUUGACAUUAGCCGAACACCAAAAGAAAAAUCCCCUGGACCAAUAAUGACACAUUCAGCAACUAUUAAGCCAAAAGCCCCUAGAAUCGCACCGACUAUACCACCUAAGCCUGGUUCUUUAUCAAAAAAGCCAUUUGUACCACCGAGAAACUUUCAAAAUGGUGAACCAAAAAGGAUGGAUAACAUUUUCUUCCGCGAUAUCGCAAAAGAAAAUAACGUUGAUAAUGACGAAUCCGAUUAUUUAGUUCCUAUAUCUGGCGGUGCUGAAGAGAGUAUCCCAGAAGCUAUUAACAGCCGUAUUAACAGUUUCAAUUCGUCAGAUGGAGGAUCUCCUUUUAUAUUGAUUUCCUCUGAUAGUUUUACUGACACCGAUGACGAAGCCCAUAAUAGCCCAAUCGCUGCAAACAAUUCAACGUUUUCCACAAAAAAAAAGAAAAAGGUUCGCAAGCCGGGAUUCAUCAAACACUUGCUGUCAAAAACAAGUCUUUUGGAAGAAAGAGUAUCACAAGAUCCACUCGGUACUCCGCCUCUUCCGCCCGUUCGAAAUCAAGAUUCGUCCCGAUGGUCAUCCGAAUCGAGUCUCAGUCAAUCAGGAUCAGAGUCCCAGCAGACGCCACCACCGCAAAUGCUGCCAUUUCGUAAACUAUGUUCACAGACCGCUACUUCCAUGUCGAGUCUUGCCGAAUCACAUCCGCCACCAACAUACCCACCACCAGCGGUGCCUCCUCUUCCCAGGGGAAUUGCUCCUUUUCGUCGAAAGAGUCCGGCCCCGCGUGAAUCAAGUCCUUUUUUCGGAAGUCGAACGGCAUCACCGUGUACAAUCCGAAGUCCUCGAUUGCCGUCUACACCGCAAGGUAGCAGUCCUGUGCAAAGUCCUCGCAGUAGCAACACCUCGACAGAUUCCGAUACUCCUAAGUAUGCCUGGUUCUUCAACGUGGAUCGCCAUCAAUCCGAAUCUUUAUUAAGAAACUUGGAAGACGGAACGUUUCUCAUCAGGCCAUCUAAACACGGUGGAGAUAAUGCUUUCUUCACACUUAGCUUGCAGUAUCAUCACAGUGUUUUCCACAUACUUAUACGCAAAAGAUCUGACGGGAAACUGGCGUUGGGUAGCGAAAAGGAAGAAGAAAACACUUUCCAUUCGUUGAAUGAACUAGUCCAAUUUCACUUUGAUGAAGCAAUGCAGUUACAUAGUAGCAAACGCCCUGCCGGCAAGACCCGCCUUACCAAGUGGCCUGAAAACAACACAUAAGAAGAAGGCUAUAAGAUGGCGACCAUUAAUCUUCCAAUAAGUAACGACAGGGAAGAAUUGCGGUCAGUGGCUUGUGGUUUUAACUUUGAACUUUAUUCCUUUGUCCUGAAUUUACAGUGUUAUAUAUAUACUUGAUUGCCUCUUUCGCUAUAAUUGUCUGUUAGACAUUUUUCCUGGCGUUAUAUAUUUACUUGCCUGAGAGCAUCACAUGAGAGAGGAACCAUGAAAAACAGCAAAAAGUUCACAAAGUAUUUCCUAAACAGUAGAGAGCGGUCAGUGGCGUGUCUUUUGACAUUGAACUUCAGAGUGAGUGAACUUUCCCAUGCCAUUUUUCUUGACUUGUUGCCUCCUCACGCAAUAAUUUUUGUCACGACAAUGUUUUGGCAACACCUCUCCAUGACCACUAUUGAUAUUGUAUUAGCGAUUUUGGAGGGAACUUGUGUUAUUUGGCUUUCUUUCCUAUACGACGCUGUUUCGUGCGUACGGCAUUAGUCACGGUCAAUUGAUUGGGACUUGUUUUUGUUUGAACUCCCUCGAUUGCCAGUUUCUUUAUUUUGCACCUGCACGUGUCGACCGUUAAACCAUUUACCGAAACCAAAAAGGAAUUUUGGUUUUUGGCACUAUGUACCAAUUUGGCUUAUCCCUUUUUGAGGAUGAUACAUGAUCAAUAUAUACAUCUCGCGUA
Molecule: messenger RNA, 2542 nt
Organism: Daphnia pulex (common water flea)
Lineage: Eukaryota; Metazoa; Arthropoda; Branchiopoda; Diplostraca; Daphniidae
Product: leucine-rich repeat extensin-like protein 5
Exons: 12
Coding region: 283-1857 (524 amino acids)
Biological process (GO): cell surface receptor protein tyrosine kinase signaling pathway; intracellular signal transduction
Source: RefSeq, a predicted model, not a curated record